CCUAUCACGGAGGUUGUACUUCCGAGUUCCUAGUCGGAAGUCUCAACUAGAACACGCGGCGCUACUCGCAUCAACAACGGUGUGUGAGGACGAUGUCAAGUGAGCAGCAAGAGAAUAAUAGCUCCCAGCAGAGCAAAAAUGACGGCUUCAGCAGGGACCAGACGCUGUUCCUGAUCGUCCUGAUGCGGCAGUACAUCAGCGGGGAGGAGGGCGGCCUCCCCGGGGGAGAGGAGGGCCUCCCCGGGGGUGAGGAGGGCCUCCCCGGGGGAGAGAAGACCAGCCUCCCCGGGGGAGAGGGGACCGACCUCCCCGGGGGAGAGAAGACCAGCCUCCCCGGGCGGGAGAGGACCGGCCUCGGCCCCCCCGGGACCCUGCAAGACCUCAACACCCGGCUCAAGCGGGCCAGACCCAACAAGAAGCUGCUGUGGGAGGAGGUCUCCACGAGGUUGGGGCUUCACUUCCAGCAGAGCUUCUGCCCCGUCAAGGUGGCCCGCAAGUGGAGCACGCUGGUGGAGGGCUACAGGAGGGUGAAGAAGGACGGCCGCAGCCGCAAGUGCGCGGGGAAGCGGGCGAUGCGCUUCAAGUUUUACACCGAGAUGGACAACCUGCUGGGGCUGGAGCAGGACGUGGUGUUCCCCGUCAUCGUCGGGGGGGAGGACACGCUGGACCUGGACGCGUCCCCCCGCCCUGCUGCUCUCAAAUUCCCCAAACCCGCACCCCAUAAACGCAGGCGGAUGGAGGAGGACGUGAUGGAGUUCCUGCGCCAGUCCGAGUUGGCCAGCCAGCAGCGCCAUGACGAGAUGAUGGCACAGCUCAAGUCCUCACAGCGCUGCUUUGAUGUCCUCAUGACCAAGUUACUCAACAAACUGUGAUUGUUUUCAAUGUGCAUGAGUUUCUCUAAAAGUUUAAACAAUAUCCUUAUUUAUGCUUCAGUUAAGGUACUGCAGCAAUAUAGCAGAAAAAGCUGCCUUAUCAACCACAAGUCAACAGCUCGGUUCAUAGCGACUGGUUUCAGGUGGGCCUCCUUUGAGACUGACAUUACAACUUUGUGCUACCCAUUUGAGAAGUACAAUAAAUGCAGAAUGAUGUAAAGUUGGGUGACAAAGAUGAGUAUGCUGGAUUAUUCUUCUGAUCUGAGUCUGUGAUGUCACAUGCAAACCCAAAUUACAGUGUAUUUGUGUCAGUAGUGACUCCAAACAUUUUUUUGCCAUUCAUUCAAGCCAAUUUUUACAUUUAUAGACAUUUUUGUUAAUUCCUCCACAAAUAAAUCUGCAUAUUUGAUAAAAAUGUUUAUUUUGUUAAUUUUCUUAACUUCUUCUCCCCUGCUAAUUAUUCAUCAGAAAUACUGUACACAAUUGAACCCAUGUUUUGUGUGUGU
Messenger RNA from Cololabis saira (Pacific saury), 1378 nucleotides. RefSeq lists its product as uncharacterized. NCBI's taxonomy places the organism in Eukaryota, Metazoa, Chordata, Actinopteri, Beloniformes, Belonidae. The record is from RefSeq and is a predicted model, not a curated record. Bases 93 to 872 code for a protein of 259 amino acids. The transcript has 4 exons.